Molecule: messenger RNA, 3550 nt
Organism: Aphanomyces astaci
Lineage: Eukaryota; Oomycota; Saprolegniomycetes; Saprolegniales; Verrucalvaceae
Exons: 2
Coding region: 105-2960 (951 amino acids)
Cellular component (GO): endoplasmic reticulum membrane
Molecular function (GO): zinc ion binding
Source: RefSeq, a predicted model, not a curated record
ACAAACGGGAGCAGGCUUUCUGUAAACUAUAUUGAUUGUGCGAUGCAUUUUUUUUAUUUGACCUCGUCCCGUAGUUAGUAGUCCGCUGCCGCCGCCGCUGCAGCAUGGGAGACUCGUACGAAGAAGAGGAAUGCCGCGUCUGCCGCGGCGAAGAAGAGCCUGGACGUCGAUUGUUUGCGCCUUGCAAGUGCAGCGGAUCGAUUCGAUUUGUCCACUCGGAUUGCUUGACGGAAUGGCUCGCGAUCUCAAAGAAGGACGUGUGUGAAUUAUGCGGGUACAAGUUCUCGUUCCAGCCCGUGUAUGCCGACGGGUGUCCGCGGACACUUCCGACGCGAGAACUGUUGCUGUCGGUGGUGAUCGUCGCGCUCAAAAAAUGGUUGCCGCUGGUCGUUCGCGGUGUGCUCGUGAUCGUCGCGUGGGGUGUGGUUGCCCCGUGGUGCACGAGUUGGCUAUACCGUCUAUGGCUGCUGCGUGCCGCGACCAUGGGCUCGGUGAACCUCCAUGACCGUCUCCAGGACAACGACUUGAUCUUGGCAGAUGUGUUCUCCGGCAUCGUGUUGAUCGUCGUGAUCGUGUGUUCGUUCUUGUCGUUGAUGAGCUUUGCCGACUUUCUGCGGUUCAACAUGGACCACAUUGUCGACGACGGUAUCGACGCCGCGGACGACGAGCUGCGGCACCGCGAACUGCUGGUGGCGCAGGAGAUGGAGGCGGUGGAACGGGCGAUCCCACACCCCGGGCCUCACAUGCGAGGGGGCGGGGAAAACAACGUUCGCCGCCUUAUCGAACGCAUCGACGGCGUCGACGAGUGGGUGGUCGAGAACGACGGCGACAGCGACUCGGACGACGACUCGGAUGACGACAAUGACGAGGACGCCCUCGAUCACCAGUUUGCGCGGCGCGUCCAAGCCUUCCGCGGCCGCCAGCCGGCAGCUCCCCCUGUGGAGCCGGACCAACCCCCGCGCGACGUCCUCCCCCGCCGCCUGCGCGUGCGCGUCCAAGACAACCUGCCUCUGUUCGACCAAGUGAUUCAGCACAUCCCGCAUGCCGCCGUGUUCCGUCCGCAGGUCGCGCGCAACGUGCGGCCGGACCCGCGGGUGGCGGAAGCCGAAAAUGGCCCCCGACGCCGCCGCCGUCGCCCCAUGCCGGCCAACGCCGCCCCGCCACGUGGCAACAAUGCCAACAACAACGACAACUGGGACGACGACAUGGACCACAUGGAGAUCAACAUCGCCAUGGACGAAGUGAUUGGGUUCCGCGGGCCGCCGUACAUUUUGCUGCGCAAUGUGUCGUGGUUCCUCGCGUUUAACGGCGCCUACCUCGGGAUCUUUGCGUUCGUCCCGUACACGCUGGGCAGCACCAUCGUCGCGACCGUGGCCAAGUGUGUGCACCAUGUCGUGGGCGAUCCCCUGUCGAUGCUAACUUUGGAUUUGCACGCAGCCGGACCCAUCGACGGAUGGGCCGCGUUCAUUGCAACCGUAGCCAACUCGACCCGGGAGGCCCAAGUGAACGGCGACUGCCUCCAGUUUGUCGACGUGGUGACGUGCGGCGUCGGGUACGUUUCGUUUUGCGCGUCCGUGGUUGUGUGGCGGGCGACGGUGCGCACGAUCUCGCUGUACACGCCGCACCGGCCACUUCUGGCGGGGCUGCUGUGGUUCCUCAGCUGCCUGAACGCCGUCGUUAAGGUGGGGUCGCUCCUCCUGCUCAAGACGAUUGUGCUGCCCAUAUUGCUCGGGCUUGGGAUGGACGCGGCGACGUUGCCGCUAUUUCGGGCAUCGCCGUGGGACCGCAUGUCGUUCUUCCUGGACCACAUGCUCACGUCGAUGAUGGUGCACUGGGUGCUCGGCAUCAGCUUCAUGCUGUUUGUGACCGUUGUGGUGCUGCAGAUGCGCGAAGUGAUGCACCCCGACAUCCUCGCGGCCACGAUUCGGCCCCAGGAACCCAACCAGGAUAUUCUCAAGAGCUUGCUCGCCGAGCCGAGUGCCAAGCACGCGCGGCGGAUGGUGCUGUCCCUGGCCAUCUAUGCGAUGCUGUUGGCCACGAUGGUGUAUUUGCCCGUGCGCGUGGCGUACGCCGUGGUGCCGUCGGUGUUUCCCCUGCACUUGACGUUCCACUACUACUUUGCGCCCUUGCAAGUGCCAUUGGAGCUUGCGGUCGCGUACAUGACGGUGCUCAACGUCCUCGACACGUACAAACACGGACUGGGCCACGUCCAGUCGACGUGGAUGACGAGGCUGUGUCACCGCUUGGGGCUGGUCGAGUACCUUCUCCCGCGCGUACCGGCGCUCCCUGGAGGAGGGGGUCCGCCUGAUAGCUGCCUCAUCCUGGGCGUGCCCCCGCUGAGCUUUAACCCCCUAAACGACCCGCCGCCCCCCCACGAGCGGCUCUACGGUGCGCGGUACGUCCCGUGGCCAGAAGACGGACUCGUAGACCCCACCGUGAUCGAGUACAACCUGCUGCCUCGCUCGAUGCCGACGCACCUGUCGCUUCGGUUGGGGGUGCUGAUGGCGUGCUGCUGGACCACAACGGUGUGCUUCGUCGGUGUCGCGACGUUGACGCCGCUGUACUUGGGCCGGCUGUCGAUGGCGAUGGUGGAACAGUACACAGGGGUGCGGCACGACUCGGUGAACGCGGCGGCCGGCGUCGUGGCGUCGUGGGUGCUGAUCAACGGAUUCAAAUUGUGCCAAGUGAUGACGAUUCAAGAAAAAGAUGUGCACCCGCAGCUGAUUGCUCAGGGAUUCUCGAUUCGAAAGCUCACUGCGGCGGCCCUCGUGAAAUUGGGCGUGACGUGGGGCGUGGUGUUUCCAGUGCUCAUUGGGCUCAUGGCGGCGCUGCUGCUGCACCACCAAUCGCCAACGUGGUCGAAACUCGUCGAGGUAUGCCAUAUAUAUUGGAAUGAUAUGUGUGAUAUUUACACUGGUAAGUGUAGAUGCACGCGUUUGGGUUUGUGGUGCUUCACGUGAUUGCAUGGUGCGUAUGCGGUUUCACCAGGAGCAGACGCCGGAACAAUCGAAACCCUCGAGGGGGUGCAGGAGAUGCCCCCGUCGUCGUCGACAUCGUGGACGAACUGCGACAGGGUGACCCGACCGUGGUCAAUUCGUUGCGGUUGGGGUACGAACAGCUUCGAUUCCACUUGCAGUCGAACGACGAAGGCGUGGAACAUGCGCAGGACCUCCGCCAUCGAUGCUUUGACCCGACCCACUUUCACGAGUAUGUGAUCGUGCCGCUGGGAAGCGCCAUGGCCGUGUGUAUUGUGCUGCCGUGGAUGUGCAGCAAGGCCCACGGGAUGCUGGGGUGGUCAAGCUUGAGCGAAACGCACGUGUUCCGGGCGGCAUUUGCGACGCAAGUGCUGGGGCUGGCUCUGAUCUCGUCCAAGGCGUACGUGUCGACGUGGGUUACAGCAUUGCACGACUCGAUUCGAGACGAGCGGUACCUAAUUGGAAAGGUGCUGCAGGACAUGACUCGGUAGUAACUAGUCGUUGCAAAGAAACACGUAGGUAGUAGUCGAUAGAAUGAAAUGGGACUUGUAAUCAAAUCGGUAUAUUAUACGUGU